Messenger RNA from Laccaria bicolor S238N-H82, 1669 nucleotides. RefSeq names its product endoplasmic reticulum auxin efflux carrier. Lineage: Eukaryota; Fungi; Basidiomycota; Agaricomycetes; Agaricales; Hydnangiaceae. The transcript is spliced from 9 exons. The coding region runs from base 47 to 1669 and encodes 540 amino acids. Gene Ontology annotation, biological process: transmembrane transport. Gene Ontology annotation, cellular component: membrane; endoplasmic reticulum. The record is from RefSeq and is a predicted model, not a curated record.
ACCACCUCAAUUUUACAUUUCCCACCCACCGUCCUCAAAUUUCCGCAUGGGCUACGGAAAAUACGCUGAGGACAACUCUGGAACUCCAUUUGCUGCGCUUUUGGUUGCUGUAUUCAAUUCGAUUCUCGAGGUAUUUUUGCUAUGUUCUGCGGGAUAUAUUCUCGCAAGUCGUGGUAUUCUUGACAAGAGGACUCAAAAGCAAUUGAACCGCCUUAAUGUGUCGCUGUUCACCCCUGCUCUUUUGUUCUCAAAAGUUGCUUUCUUUCUUACACCUGAGAAGCUCAAAGAGCUAUGGGUUAUCCCAAUUUUCUUUGCAAUCGUGACAUGUCUUUCUAUGACGGUCGGAGCAAUCUUGGGAUGGAUGUUCGGUUUGAAACGAAGCCAGAGGAACUUUGUCAUGGCUGCAGCCAUGUUCAUGAAUUCCAACACGCUUCCGAUUGCACUCAUGCAGAGCCUUGUCGUUGCGGUUCCAGAUCUUGCUUGGGGCCCGGAGGAUAAUAAGAAUGGGAUGCUUGGCCGGGCGCUCACUUACCUCACGAUGUACAGUACGCUUGGCAUGGUGCUUCGUUAUAGCUAUGGGAUCAAACUUCUUUCCAAAGCAGAUCCUGAGUCUGCCGACGUCAUCCUGACGAUUGAAGAACCCAACGAGAGAACUCCACUGCUCGUUCAGGUUGACCUCGUCCCCGAAUCUCCCGAGGCGAUGGAGUCCCACCCUUCGACAGAAACAAUGGUGGAUCUCGCCAAUAUUUUCUCAACCCCUAAAGUCACAGAUAACGAACAUGUUCUCGGUACUCCCGUGCGCAUUGUGCGUCCCGCAGUUCAGCGCCGACGCACAACAUUUUACAACUCGUUCCCCAAUUCUCCCAACGACUCUCGUACUAACCUCGCCGCUUACGAUUCUUCCCCCGACCUCGAAAAUGCAGAAAUUCUUCCUAUGCACACUCCCCUACUUGAGCACACGCACACCCACCGCCGCCCGACUACCUUCUUCGGCCGGUGUGUACGUGGCGUUGGCCGCAUCUGGGCGACAAUAAGGGACUUUAUGACUGUCCCCAUGUGGGCUGCCCUGCUUUCGUUGAUCGUUGCCUGUGUCCAGCCUUUGCAGCACUCGCUCCAGUUCCACAUGCUGCCAUUGAACGGCGCUAUCAAUGCUGCGGGUAAGUGCGCUGUUCCUCUGACGCUCGUGGUUCUUGGAGCAUACUUCUACCCUCCCCCUCCCGAGGGAGAUCUCGUCAACGGGACAGAGAAUGGGCAGAGCGUCCAGGAAAGCAAGACUGCCUUCCAGAAAAUCAGGAAACUCUUUGGGAGUCGCUCGCCCUCGGAGACUUCGCUUCAUAGGGAAGAGCAACCCAAAGAGGGAGAGACGAAGACCGUGUUUUUGGCUGUUGCUGCGCGUAUGAUCAUCACUCCCAUCCUUCUGAUCCCAUUGGUGAUUUUGGCAACGUACUACGACUUCCACGCGGUCUUUGAGGACCCUGUAUUCGUUGUCUGCAACGUCAUUUUGUUGUCCUCGCCUCCCGCCUUGACUCUUGCUCAGAUCACCCAGGCAGUAUCAGGCGACGCGUUCGAGCGUUUGAUUAGCAGAACCAUCUUCUGGUCAUACUGCGUCUUCACCCCUCCCAUCACCAUCAUCUGCGUCGUUUUCGGACUUUUACUCGCUCGGCUAUAG